AUGAUAAAAGCAAAAUAAUUAGUGUUAGUAGCAAUUUUAAUUUUAAGUGUCUUCUUAAAUGGCUGCAAUUCUUAAGUAGAAGAAGAGCUUGUACAAAAGCAGUAAGAAGCUUAACAAUAAGGAUAAUCUAGUGGUGAAUAAGGCGAUUAGCAAAAAUAUAAAUUAGAAAUAGGCGACGAAGAAGUCUUCUUAAGCAAAGAAGAAUAUAAUGAAUUGAUGACUUUUUUCAAAAAUUAUGAUACUAAUGGAGAUGGUUAUGUUGAUAGAGAAGAGUUUAUUGUAAUGGGCAGAUCAGUAGAUUCAUCAAUUUCAUUUAGUUCCUCUUCUGAUUAAGAAAUCUCAGAUUUAAUUAGCAUGGUUGAUUUCAACUAAGAUGGAUUGCUUUCUUUUCCUGAAUUUAUAUCUUUGGGAUUUUUGUAUGAUGACUAAGAAACAUAAGGAGAUGAUGGUUUGGAUGGUAUUUUAAAUGGAGAUUAUGAAGAAGAAGGAUAGUAUAGUGGUAAUAUCAAUGAUUAACAAGGAUAAUUCAUUCCUGAUGAUCUUUGA
Molecule: messenger RNA, 546 nt
Organism: Tetrahymena thermophila SB210
Lineage: Eukaryota; Ciliophora; Oligohymenophorea; Hymenostomatida; Tetrahymenidae
Product: EF-hand protein
Exons: 1
Molecular function (GO): calcium ion binding
Source: RefSeq, a predicted model, not a curated record